Nymphaea colorata (pocket water lily) is the source of this 1053-nucleotide messenger RNA. RefSeq lists its product as uncharacterized. Lineage: Eukaryota; Viridiplantae; Streptophyta; Magnoliopsida; Nymphaeales; Nymphaeaceae. The record is from RefSeq and is a predicted model, not a curated record. The coding region runs from base 80 to 919 and encodes 279 amino acids. The transcript has 5 exons.
AAGAGAGAGAGAGAGACACGCACAGAAGCGACCCCUUCUGCGCCGACUAAGACUCUUGAGUGACAAGUAAUGCAAGACAAUGGCCAUUAACUGUUUCAGGCCUUCCCCUCUCUCCAAGCUUCCUCUUCCUCCCCGGAUUCGCCCUCUCUGCUCUGCCAGUGGGAUGGAAACACCAGCAACAGGGGAGAAGAGCGAAGAGGCGAACAGAGCAAAUCCGAGAAAGAUAUUCGUUGCCGGUGCGACCGGUAACUCCGGCAAGAGGAUCGUAGAUCAGCUUGCAGCGAGGGGAUUCGCCGUCAGGGCUGGUGUGCGUGAUGUUGAACGUGGCAGGAACGCAUUUUCUAACCACCAGAACGUUCAAAUUGUGAGAGCUGAUGUUACAGAGGGGUCAGAGAAGCUGGCAGAAGCGAUCGGCGAUGCAGAGGCAGUGGUCUGUGCCACUGGGUUCCGGCCUUCACUAGAUCUCUUUGCGCCAUGGAAGGUUGACAACUUUGGCACAGUCAACCUUGUUGAUGCGUGCCGCAAGGUUGGGGUGAACCGAUUCAUUCUUAUUAGCUCCAUCUUGGUAAAUGGUGCUGCGAUGGGCCAGAUACUCAAUCCUGCUUAUAUAUUUCUUAACGUGUUUGGACUCACAUUGAUAGCAAAGCUUCAAGCUGAGAAGUAUAUAAGAAAAUCUGGGAUAAACUACACCAUCAUAAGGCCUGGUGGAUUAAGAAAUGAUCCACCCAAUGGGAACAUUGUCAUGAAGCCAGAGGAUACACUCUCUGCAGGUUCUAUAUCUAGGGAUCAGGUUGCCGAGGUUGCGGUUGAGGCGUUGCUAUAUCCUGAGGCUUCAUACAAGGUGGUUGAAAUAGUUUCACGUGCAGAUGCACCCAAACUUUCAUUCGGGGAAAUGUUUGGUGCCAUAAGACAUGCUUAAUGGUUCGUUUGUGUGAUUGAAUUCUCUGUGUUCUUUUCCUGUUUGGCUAUAAAUCAUGUUAACUAUAACUGAAUGUCCAAUUAACAUUUAGUAAAUGCCUUUUGUGCAUGUUCCAUGUAGUUGAUCUCUGUGUA